AACGCCGAGUUGUGUGGUGAGGCAUUGGUAGCGAUCUCUCGCACGAUCCCGUCAAAGCCAUUGUCUCCUGGCCACUACGCGUUGAAGGCGCUCCGCGCCGGCACGCGAUCUACACCUCCUUGUCGCAACGGCCUCAUUUCCCGGCUCUUUGUCCUUGCUUAGCGCUACUCGCGGUUUCUUUCCUUCCCACCCCCCUGGCACAAGCUCAGCAGCAGCGCGCGAAGCCAGAUGGCGGGGCGUGCUGCGUAUGAGAUGGCCGUGUACGCGGCCUCCACAGUCGACAGCGCGCCUGCAGUGUUCCCCUUUGUGCGCCGCGCCACGAGCCCGUUGUCAACAAGAACAGCACACCCCGUUGAAAUAGACCGCCUGUCGCCCGGGGUUGCGCCCCAGUUGCUGUUCAAGACGCUGGUCAAGCACGCUGGCCACGCGGAUCCUGUCUCGGCCCUACAGCCCUGCAGAACUUUGCACGGGAACUAGAUCGCAAGCGAUAUUAUACAUUUAUCAUUCGCCGAGCCUCCAUGGCCGAUCACUGAUUCACGCGGGCGCGCCCUUCGCCUCCGCCAACAGGUUAGCGAUCUCGACGAAGGACUCGACGUACACGUCGACCUCGCCGCCCUCGC
This is a messenger RNA of Postia placenta MAD-698-R-SB12, 620 nucleotides long. RefSeq lists its product as hypothetical. Bases 229 to 477 code for a protein of 82 amino acids. The record is from RefSeq and is a predicted model, not a curated record. The transcript has a single exon. NCBI's taxonomy places the organism in Eukaryota, Fungi, Basidiomycota, Agaricomycetes, Polyporales, Adustoporiaceae.